AUGGGCGAAGAUCCUGUAGAAGACGUCCGGCGCUACCUGGCACGUGAUGAAAGCCGGGAAAAGGAGCAAUUUACGGCCUCACUGGAAGGGAAAAGCUCUGAGGAGCUUUUGGCCCUUCUCAAGUCUCGAAGAAAUGUGGAUGCCGGGGAGAGCAGUGCGUAUUGCACUGGGAGCUCUAUAAGAAGUGAAUAUGGAAGCGGUGUCGCUGUGAAAUCGGAAAGCGAUGUGAAGAAUACUCCGCCUGUGAAAAAGAAACGGCAGGCCGAGGAUGCGGUAAGUAGCAUGACGAGCACAGAGAAACUGGUGGAGAUUAGUAGGGUAGAAACAAGUCGCGAUGAACCGCUGCCAUUAAGAAACGAAAGUCCAAAGAGCAUCCAGGGUGAGCACACUGCAGCGUGGCAGGCAGUGCGUUCAGGAGUUAUUGUCACGGAGGAAGAACUAGAGGAAGUCCGGCAAGAGAUGCUUAUGCAAGAACGUCUGUUAAAAGCCUUGGAAAAGGACAAUGCAAAUCUUCAUGAGGAGCGGCGGGUAUUGCGUGCAAAAUUGAACGAGAUGGAACAAAAAGCAGUGAGCGUCGAGGCCAAAUACAGUAUUUUGGCGAGUGGUCGAGGUCCUAAUUCCCGCGUGGGCCAACCUGUACCGCCAAUUGCCAUUGUUUCUACGGAAAGGGAGCAAAAGUGCAGCCAAGACGAAUUGCGUAUGGAGUUAGAACAUCAGAAAACGGUAGUGCGGGAAUUGCAGCUGGAGUUAGAGUUGAUUCGACGCGAGAAAAAAGAUCUCGAGACACGUUUAGCCGCUCUUGACAUCAAGAAAUUUGAAGAGAUGGAGUUGGAGGUUCGCAACUUGCGCGUAGAUUUAAAGCGCAAAGAGACGGAACACAAUGAGACCGUGAAGGAUAUGGCACGGAAGAUUGCAUGGUAUGUGGAGCAUCAGGAGUUUAACCAUUCCCAGGAGGAACUACUAAAGGAACAACAAGACACCAUCCACCGUCUUCGUGCUAGACUACAUGAGACGGGGGCCAUAGAUGACGAGGGAAAACGUAAGCGUGUUGGGAAAGAUGCACGUGUGAAGUAUCUCACCAAGCGUGUGGUAGAACUGGAAGAGGCACUUAACCAGAAACACCCGAACAGCAUUGCGCAACUAAUUCGAAGUUGUCAACCCUCCGUGCAGGAUUCAAAGCAGUUUAAGCAACUCAAUCUGAAAAUAAAGGAAUUGGAGGAGGCCCUAGUAGAAAAAGACCGUUGUGCUGAGGCGGCGGUCACCCGCUUGAGGGUGGAAACGGAUCGAAUAAAAAUUCAAUAUCAAGAAAAGAUUGAGAAGCUCGAGGACGAGCUUAAGCUUCGCUUAAUGCAUGCACAAACGCGAAGGGUUCGCGAGUUGGAAAAGCAACUAGCGGAGGUAAGAGAAGCCUUGAGGGAAAGAGAUCAGGAAAAAACAUCACCCGUGCCAGAAGUAGAGAAAUCGGCUAGUGCUGGUGCUUGCUUACUCGAAAACAGUGCUGCCGCUCCAGCUCUGCCGGAGAAAACAAAGUUAUUCAUGGGAGCGGCACAAAAGGGAGUAUCUAGCCAGGUAGAAGAAGCCAUUUCGUCUCUCCGCAAGGAGAAUGACACUCUGAAAAGUCAGUUGUCACAAGUCACACAUGAAGCAACACAGAAACCUAUUGCAGUCUCACCACCGCUGGAAAAGGGGGAAGACACCUUUUCAUCUCAUGUUAUUUCAAGCAUGCAGGCCCAGAUAAGUACUCUUACUGCCGAGUUGGCGGUGUACAAAAGAUUGCUUAUGGAGAGUCAAGAGUCCCUCCGCGACUCAAAUACACGCUGGGAAGAGCGCCUAGGAACUGCAAGGCAAGAGUAUCAGCAACAAAUACAACAUAUACGACAGGAGCACAAUGAUGACAUCAAACGAAUUCAAGAGAACCACCAGCGGGAGAUGAGGACCAUUGCCGAGCAGCAGCAAAAUUUACAGGAAGCCUCAUGGGCCUGUCAAAAAGCUGCCCAAAUCCCGCUUGAGAAUCCACGACAGGGUACUGCUUUUCUCCAGAGUGUUGCGGAACGACUGGCAUACCUGGAACUUCGUCAGCUGCAGAAGGAGCGUGAGGCCGCCCACGAGAUUUUGGAAGUUAAGCGUGUGGCCGAUUUUGAACUCACCUUGGCGAAGCAGAAAACUGAAAUGUUGAUUGAACAAAAGAACCAACAGAUUCAAGAAUUUAGGCUGCAGUUGGACCAGCUGCUCGCCAGCCUUGCUCUUCUGCAUUCCCAUGUAUAG
This is a messenger RNA of Trypanosoma cruzi, 2265 nucleotides long. RefSeq lists its product as uncharacterized. The transcript has a single exon. The record is from RefSeq and is a predicted model, not a curated record. Gene Ontology annotation, biological process: cilium assembly. Gene Ontology annotation, cellular component: axonemal microtubule; centriole; centrosome. Lineage: Eukaryota; Euglenozoa; Kinetoplastea; Trypanosomatida; Trypanosomatidae. Bases 1 to 2265 code for a protein of 754 amino acids.